AUUGUUGAUGGCUUAUCUGCGUUUUGGGAAAUUUUAGAAGGUCCAAGGAUAUAGUCUGAAAUGGCUGAAGCAGAUCUGGAACUAUGCCUUUCUACUGCACUGAAGCUUGCCCGCGAAGCUGGUGGGAUGAUAAAAGAUGCAUUUAAGAAGAAGAAAAAUGUUAUGCUCAAGGCGUCUCCAAUUGAUCUGGUUACAGAGACUGAUGAAGCUGUUGAGAAGUUCCUAUUCUCCGAGCUACGCAAGGUGUUUCCACAGCAUCGGUACAUCGGCGAAGAGUCGGUGGCGGCCGGCGCCAAGGUGGACUUCACUGACGCGCCCACCUGGAUCAUUGAUCCCGUGGACGGCACCAUGAACUUCGUGCACAGCUUCCCAUUCACGUGUGUCUCCAUAGGUCUGACUGUAAAUAAGGAGCCGGUGAUUGGAGUUAUAUACAACCCUAUUCUCGAUCAUAUGUAUCAUGCGAGAAAAGGACACGGUGCUUUCCUGAAUGACGAGAAAAUAACGGUCUCAGGGGAGACGGAUUUAAGCAAGUCGCUAGUCAUCGGCGAGAUGGGCACCAGUCCGAUUCCCGAGAAGAGGGAAUGUGUUUUCGAGAACGCCAGGAUAUUGGUCGGCAAAGCUCACGGGUACCGGUUCCUGGGCUCGGCGGCGCUCUGUAUGUGUCUGCUGGCGGAGGGCGGUGCCGACGUGUACUACACGUUCGGCGUCUACUGCUGGGACGUGGCGGCCGGCUGCGUCAUCUGCCGCGAGGCCGGCGGUGUGGUGCUCGACACGGCAGGUUCCGCUCGCUGGGCUCGUGCGCGCUCAACAUGUGUCUGGUGGCGUCGGGCGCUGCCGAGCUGUACCACGAGGCGGGCAUCCACUGCUGGGACGUGGCCGCCGGCGCCGUGGUCGUCACUGAGGCGGGCGGCGUGGUCAUCGAUACGGCCGGUGGCGAGUUUGACCUGCUGUCGCGCCGGGUGCUGUGCGCCAGCUCGCCGUCUCUGGGUCAGGAGGUGGCCUCCCUGCUCCACCAGUACCAGCCGCCGCGCGACUAGGGACCUCCAGCCGUGCCGGGCGGCCCACCGCUACCGAGGGUGGCGAGGGCGGUAUGGCAGGAGCGUGUUCCGGCUCAGGGACUGGUCUGGAUGAUAGACGACGGAUAGCGGGUGAACUGGGGUAGAACUCAAUUAACCUGUCAGUAUUUCAACACUAGUACUGGACUAUGUUAUAUGACUAGAGAGUAGAGGCGGAUAUAACGUAAUUCACGUUAUGGGACAAGGUUUGACGCGAUAAACGGGUUGGCUGAUACAGUGAUAUUGGAAUGUCUUUACACUUUUAUCAAUUCUCAAUGCGCCUAGGAUGUUGCUUGUCUAAUUGUUGAAAGCCAUUUUUGUUGUGAAUUUUUGAUAUGUACUUUUAGUUCAGCGUUCGUAUGCUUGAGUAUGCGUACCGAGUUUUCGUGUAUAAUUAUUUUCACACUUGUUAUAAAGUGAAUGUCGUGGAAGUUGUGUACUUUUAACGAGGCAUUGUCUUGUGUUGGUUAUUUCUUAUCAGCAUUCAUAUUCAUCCAGCGUCGUUUUCUCAUUUUAUCGAAAAAAGUAUCUUUGAUCAUCAAUUAGUCUUUGUUGACGCUACAUUUCUUGAUGAUUGUCCCCGAGAUGAUUCAAAUAGCUUCUCCACAUUUGAUAGUUUCAAAUUGAUACGACAGCUGAAUUUUCAGUCAUUCUCUAGCAUGUGUCUCGCAAAUGCUAAGGUGAAUUUAGGGUAACGAAUGAGCUUUUGCUAGGUACAUCAGUCGCGAUAAAAAAUAUGUCGGUCGAAUAUAUCACUGCCA
This is a messenger RNA of Amphibalanus amphitrite, 1816 nucleotides long. RefSeq names its product inositol monophosphatase 1-like. Gene Ontology annotation, biological process: inositol metabolic process; signal transduction; phosphatidylinositol phosphate biosynthetic process. The coding region runs from base 61 to 1131 and encodes 356 amino acids. The transcript is spliced from 9 exons. The record is from RefSeq and is a predicted model, not a curated record. Lineage: Eukaryota; Metazoa; Arthropoda; Thecostraca; Balanomorpha; Balanidae. Gene Ontology annotation, molecular function: inositol monophosphate 1-phosphatase activity.